This is a messenger RNA of Staurois parvus, 379 nucleotides long. The record is from the annotation of a GenBank genome assembly. NCBI's taxonomy places the organism in Eukaryota, Metazoa, Chordata, Amphibia, Anura, Ranidae.
GAUCGCCGGUCCGCUGUGUCCCUCAGACACAGCAGAUCACGGAAAGAGCCAAAGAUGUCAGCUUGGUCAUGUGAUCAGCUGUGUCCAAUCACAGCUGAUCACAUGGCACUGAUGAUCAGUGUGCCCUGAUGAUCAGUGUGGCCCCAGAAGUGCCACCUCUCAGUGCUCAUUAAUGCCAGUGCCCAUCAGUGCCACAUCAAUGCCACAUAUCAGUGCAUACCAGUGCACAUCAAUGCCACAUAUCAGUGCCCAUCUGAGCUGCCUUUCAAUGUCACCCAUCAGUGCCAGUCAGUGCCAUAUAUCAGUGUCAUGUAUCAGUGUCAUGUAUUAGUGCUGCCUUUCAGUGCCCAUCAGUGAUGCCUGUCAAUGCCCAUCAGUG